Messenger RNA from Clunio marinus, 261 nucleotides. The record is from the annotation of a GenBank genome assembly. NCBI's taxonomy places the organism in Eukaryota, Metazoa, Arthropoda, Insecta, Diptera, Chironomidae.
AUGAGUAGACAUUCAUUACAAGACCAAACCAACAUCCCGUUGAUAGUUACAACGAAUGAUGCGGGAACAGCGCGAUCAUCAACUGGCACUUCGUUUGAUUCAGGAAGUUACAAAGCGAAAUCAUCGCGAAGUUAUGUGCGAUCGCAAAAACUUAAUAGUGAACAUCGAAAUAAAUCAGUGCCGUAUAAUCUUCAGGUACUCCUGAAACUAAAAGUCGAUAACCGAGAAUUUUCUGUUGUCUGCUGUUUUAAUAAAGCUUAA